GCCUUUCUAUCAGUUAUAUAUCGAUCUUGAGGCUACCAACACAUAUCCAUCGUUCUGCUCCACCGAAUGUAUGUCACCCCUCAAAUGAGCGUGACAGGAGCGUAUGGAGACCUCUUACCCUUAAACAAGUAAAACGUGGACAUUGAUACCUUAAAAAUUGCUGCCUGAAGAGGUCACUGCACGAGGGCCCCCGACAGAGGAAGUAGGCCUGCGGGCCUAUCAGCGACAUUAUGAAACGACUGUACACGGAAGAGCAAGAGGCCCCGUAUGAUGAGUUGGAGGUGGCCGAGGAGCCUCCGCCCAUGCUAAACAAGGCACAAUGCAUCUUACUCAACAUGACCUCGUUUGGCAUCAACUUCAUGGUGCUACUUCUUAGCGUCGAAGUGAUCCCGGCUCAGGUGGAGGCGCUGGUGGGCGAUGGGGCUAAGGGCAGCACAUUCGGAGGCAUGGUUGCCGGGGGAGCAGCCUUGACCUUCUUCGUGAGCCCUGUUGUGGGGAUGGUGAGUGACCGGCUGACGUACAAGCUGGGCAAGAGGCGACCUGUCAUGAUCAUCGGAACCAUCAUCCUCUGUUUUGGCCUGAUUGGCAUGGCCUUUAGCGCCCCACAGGUUGACGUGCCCCACAGGGACACUAAGGGGUUACUUGGCAACACAAGUCGCAUGUGUCAGCUGGACUUGGUGAAGGAGAGGUGCGCCCCCUACAUGAACAAGUCUAUACCUGCCAAGGACUUCACCAAUCCUGCUCAGUCUGGCAUCGUCGCAGACAAGAAGUCACUUACGGAACCUGUCGUCGCAGAGAAACCUGGAAACUUGGGGUUGUACAUUACAUUCUUCCUGAUGGUCAUCUGCGCACAGGCGGCUGUCACUGUCCCCUUCAACGCCCUGGUGGCGGACAAGUCCCACCCCACACAGAGAGGUUUUAACUCUGGUGUGAUGGGCGCGAUGAUCUUGCUGGGAAAUGUGAGCGGUGCAGCGGCCGGACUCAGUUUCACGCAUAUCGGCGUGAUCGGGAUAUACGGCCUGAUCCUGGGGAUCCUGGUGUUGUGUGUCACGGUGACGGUCGUGUCUACCAAGGAGUACCGGACCAAGGAGGAGCUGGAGCUACAACCACUGGGAUGCAAGCUUAUAUUCUGUGGAUUCUGGGAACCAUUGAAAGAGCAUGAUUUCCGAUGGGUCUUUAUAACGAGGUUCCUCAUGCAGCAGGGCGUGGCUACCGUCACUGGAUUCCUGGAGUACUGGCUGGGCGACAUGAUACCACUGCCCAACUGCUGGACCGCCGCUACUUCUGUGUCUCUCAUGUUGCUCCCGAUGCUCUUCGCUGCUGCUUUCAGUUCUGUAAUAUUUGGAAUAAUAUCAGACAGAACAAACAGACGGAAAAGUAUAGUGACAAUUGCAGCCGUAGUGAUGGGAUGCUGCGCCCUGACCGACGCCUUCCUCAGAGGGAACUACGCCUUCUACAUCGCCGUUGCCAUGGCAUUUGUGUUCGGAACCGGAUUCGGAGCGUUCCAGUCCGUGGACUUCGCCCUCGUGAUGGACGUUCUCCCGGAAGAAAAGGACAAGGCCAAGGACAUUGCUGUGUGGCACUUGGCCCUCAUCCUCCCCCAGGUCCUGGCCACGCCUGUCGGUGGAGUCGUACUGGACAUAUUUGAGAGGGUCAACUGUGAGAUCGGGCUCGGUUAUAUCAUUGUAUUCGUAAUGACUUCCUUUUACUUCCUGCUGAGUGGACUGUUUGUCUUCAAAAUACGAAGAGCAAAGUAGAAGUCUUGAAUCUGGAUAUCAUUCACCUGUGGAUGGAUUGCAUGGGAUGUUACAGUGUUUGUCUUAUACCAUUGUUAGUCACAGUGUCUAAUAUGUUUGAGGCCACUAAUUGCAUGUCAUUGUAAACAUAUACUCCAACCUAUGGUGUGCCAGGGUUCUACUCAUAUGUCAUGACAUCAGUUGUGGUUGGUGUCGUACGUACCAAACCUGUGAAUGUAACGGUUUUAUAUGAAGCCUUGACUGGAUAUUCCCGCAGCUAUGAGAAACACAGGGAGAUCAUUUUUAAAUGUGACAGCUUUGUCGAUUUUUAUGUGAUAGUCUUUAUUGAUGUAUGAUCCUUCAUGUAUGCACGGCGUUUCAUGUUUUAAAUCAAAUCAGUAUCUCCAUCAAGUUAUCGAUAGAAGCCAGGGAUUGCCAGUGUCUGCUCCGUAGCAUAUGGCCAGGUUAACGGAAUUUACCUUUAGUUUAAUUAAAUUAAAUUAAAUUUAAUUAAAUUAAAAUUAUUGAAUCACAUUAUUCAAUAUUCGUUUCAAUACUCUUCGUGUAAAUUAUUUUCAUAUCUGUUAAGAUAUAAGUGAUUCUGAAAACGUACACAAUAUGUUAAUUGAUGAUCGAUGAGUUUACAGGUUCGAACAUCUGUGUGGAUAAUUCCAAAUAGACAGCUUUCGCCUCCUUGCAUCAAAUCACGUUCCUCGCGUCUCACUCCAUGCCCAAAGAUAGCUGUAGUAUUGAAACAAGGCGGGGACACAUUGUAACCUUAGCAACGCUGGCACAGUGCCCUGGUGUUGGGGAUAAUCCGGGUUUUUAGUGGAAGUCGUGGGAAUGAUAUUGAAAUCUGUUGUCAUGUGUAGUGCUUUUUUGAACUAAUAUGCUUUUAUGUAUAUCUGUGUCAAGACAUUCAGAACGCUGUACAAAGUAUUUUAUUUGUUAGUGGCUUUACGAUGAUCUCUCACCGCGUGGCUAUUCUAAAAUUAACACUAUUUUGUUUUUAAAUAAUUUUCAACGAGUGCUUACUAGCAAGUACUUUGCAAGAGUUGGUUACAUCAUACACACCUCCUGUCAUUUUCUGGAUGAUGUUUCAGCAUAAUGUUAACGUUAUAUGAAGGGCAUUUGUCGGGAAUAUUGUGAGCUACAAGGAUAAACUAGUUGGAGAAUGUCGAUAUAAUAGUUUUUUGUGCUAUACCGUGGAAUUCUUUAUGGAAGAGCUAAGAGAACCAAAUAUCACUAUGGGGUGAAUCAUUGAGGCCUCUAUGAAGGGCUAGGAGGACAAAAUAUCACUAUAUUGUGAAUCAUUGAGGUCUCUAUGGAAGGGCUAGGAGGACAAAAUAUCACUAUAUUGUGAAUCAUUGAAGUCUCUAUGAAGGGCUAGGAGGACAAAAUAUCACUAUAUUGUGAAUCAUUGAAGUCUCUAUGAAGGGCUAGGAGGACAAAAUAUCACUAUAUUGUGAAUCAUUGAAGUCUCUAUGGAAGGGCUAGGAGGACAAAAUAUCACCAUAUUGUGACACUAUAUUGUGAAUCAUUGAGGUCUCUAUGGAAGGGCUAGGAGGACAAAAUAUCACUAUAUUGUGAAUCAUUGAGGCCUCUAUGAAGGGCUAGGAGGACAAAAUAUCACUAUAUUGUGAAUCAUUGAAGUCUCUAUGGAAGGGCUAGGAGGACAAAAUAUCACUAUGGGGUGAAUCAUUGAGGUCUCUAUGAAGGGCUAGGAGGACAAAAUAUCACUAUAUUGUGAAUCAUUGAAGUCUCUAUGAAGGGCUAGGAGGACAAAAUAUCACUAUAUUGUGAAUCAUUGAGGUCACUAUGGAAGGGCUAGGAGGACAAAAUAUCACUAUGGGGUGAAUCAUUGAGGCCUCUAUGAAGGGCUAGGAGGACAAAAUAUCACUAUAUUGUGAAUCAUUGAGGCCUCUAUGGAAGGGCUAGGAGGACAAAAUAUCACUAUAUGGUGAAGCAUUCAGGCCUCUAUGGAAGGGCUAGGAGGACAAAAUAUCACCAUAUGGUGAAGCAUUCAGGCCUCUAUGGAAGGUCGAGAAAUGACAACUAAAAUAUAUAUUGCACUGUAUAGCAUUUGAUAACCUAAUAUUUACACGUUGUUUAAGGUCGACAAUCGACAACGCAGCAGCGUCUUUUGGGUUUCCAAAGGAAUUCACACAAGGCACUGUCAACUCUGUACAUAUCAGCACACUCGUGUUGUCCGAAUGAAGUUUUAAUACAACGUCAUUAUGAUAUUACCCUGAUACUUGAGGUGUUGUUUCAAAGACUUGCAUGAUGUCAGCAAAGUUAACUUCAUAUAAGCUGAACGUUCUUACUUACUGAAGAAAUAUUCCGCAGCAGAAGUGUUAAUAGUCUGAUCAUGUUUUUGUCUUUCAAAACAGAAUGCCACCUGCACAUAUAGGAUUUGUGUUAAUGAGGGUUCUAUAUAAUUAAAUUCAAUGCUAUAUGUUUGUAUUUGUAUAAAUAUUUUAUACAUUUAUGACCCAUCCAAAAUUUCGAAACCGUUGGAUUUUUGGCACAUUAUGCAGCUGAGAAUGUUUUACUUAAGAAAAUGAAAUCCAUGCAUAUUCUGUUUUAGUGAAAUACAGCUAGGGUUUGCUGAUGAAAUGGCAAAACUGUCUCAGUAUUAAGCUAUUGUCUAUGUUACACUGUUCCAGUUACAUAAUCUAUUCUUAUAAUGAUAAUUGUUACGACUAAUAUGCCACUCUUUAGAAACACACGAAUGUCGUCUUUAGUAGUGAAGGUGUAAGAAGCACUGUUGAAUAUCUUCAACGAAAUGUAGUAUUACUGUUUGUGUACAUAUUGUGUGUGAGGUAUUCCCGCUCUAGUGAUUUCUGUAAUUAUCGUAUCAUUACGAUAUCUUCAUUUCAAAUAUCAGGAUUAAUCACUGUAUGUUUUCAAUUAUCAUCGAACAUAUAAAUUAUAAAUACGAUAUGUUUUCAAUUAACAUUGAACAUAUCACGUUUAACAAUUAAAACAGCAUCAUUGGAUUUGUGAGACUCCCAUUUUCGCGAUGCUGCUGCUAAAGUUUAUUUGUAAGUCAAUCGAUGACUACCUGUGAUGGUUGACUGGGUCGCACUCAUGUCAGCUACCACUAGAGAAGAACAGGAUACCUUUUUUAAGAACCUCUAGUUAAUGAUGUCAUUUAUUGUGACUCGCAUCCUGAUUCCAAACCAUUGAAGGUCUAUAGACGUUUCACUGUAUAUAGUAAAGGACAUGCACACCCGGAAGUUAAAUGUAUUUUGUUGUCUCUACCUAUGGUCACAAUAUUGUCUCAACAGCUGACGUGUUUGGAACGUUGAUGCUAUUUGAUUUAAAUAUGCAUUAUAAAUCUUAAUAUGUCGAUGACAACGUGCAUGUUACAUAUGUUCACAUUUCUUGACAUUGAUGUAUUUUGCAAUAAAUACAUAUAUAUCACCA
Haliotis rubra (blacklip abalone) is the source of this 5165-nucleotide messenger RNA. RefSeq lists its product as uncharacterized. Bases 231 to 1757 code for a protein of 508 amino acids. The record is from RefSeq and is a predicted model, not a curated record. Lineage: Eukaryota; Metazoa; Mollusca; Gastropoda; Lepetellida; Haliotidae. Gene Ontology annotation, biological process: transmembrane transport. The transcript has 19 exons. Gene Ontology annotation, molecular function: transmembrane transporter activity.